This is a messenger RNA of Penicillium argentinense, 1755 nucleotides long. RefSeq lists its product as uncharacterized. Gene Ontology annotation, biological process: L-valine biosynthetic process. NCBI's taxonomy places the organism in Eukaryota, Fungi, Ascomycota, Eurotiomycetes, Eurotiales, Aspergillaceae. Gene Ontology annotation, molecular function: magnesium ion binding; thiamine pyrophosphate binding; flavin adenine dinucleotide binding. The transcript has 13 exons. Gene Ontology annotation, cellular component: mitochondrion; acetolactate synthase complex. The record is from RefSeq and is a predicted model, not a curated record. Bases 1 to 1755 code for a protein of 584 amino acids.
AUGCCUCCCAACAAGCGCGCUCGCUAUGAUGAUGAUGUCGUUCAGAACGGCGAGCUGACAACCGCUGCAGAAGGCUUCUUCGAGGCCCUUGCCGAGGCGGGGGUGACGCACUGUUUUGUCAAUUUAGGGAGUGACCACCCUGCCUUACUUGAGGCGAUGAUCAAAGCGAAGCAAGAGAAGCUGGCAAAUUUCCCUAAAAUAAUUACCUGUCCUUCGGAGUUGGUUGCACUUUCCGCAGCUUUGGGGUAUGCCCAGGUUACUGGAAUUCCGCAAUGCGUACUUGUUCAUGUAGACUGUGGGACUCUUGCCCUCGGCCAAUCGGUUCACAAUGCAUCAGUCGGCAGAGUGCCUGUCCUUUGCUUUGCGGGCCUAAGUCCUUUCACUCAACGAGGGGAGUUACUUGGCUCACGAACCGAAUUCAUUCACUGGCUACAGGAUGUGCCGGACCAAGCGGCGAUUGUUCGGCAAUAUUGCAGAUACACAGGGGAGAUCAAAUCAGGACGCAAUAUCAAAGAAAUGGUAAACAGAGCGUUACAGUUCACCCUGUCUGACCCGAAGGGCCCGGCAUAUCUCAUGGCAGCACGAGAGGUUCUAGAGGAGGAAGUCGACAAGGUAUUCCUCGAGGAAGAACUCCUCAGCCCAAUUGUCGCGAGUGCACUACCCGAGUCCGAGGUCCAAUUGAUCGCCAAAACUCUCAUGAGUGCCAAAAAGCCACUCAUCAUCACGGGAUAUCUUGGCCGCAAUCGCAAUACACCCCCUUUGCUAGAAGAACUCUGUGAUAAGCUCCCAGUGAGUGUCGUGGAAAUGGUCGGUUCGGAUUUGUGCAUCCCCAGUGACCAUGAGGCAUAUCUUGGCGUGACGGUGACUACGCACCCUGCAGUUCUAGAAGCCGAUGUUAUCCUGAUACUAGAUUGUGAUGUACCCUGGAUUCCAACUGCUGGAAAGCCGAAAAAAGGGACAAAAAUAUUCCACCUCGAUGUCGAUCCGUUGAAGCAGCAGAUGCCACUUUUCUCCAUCAGUGCAACCCGUCGCCUUAAAGUCAGCGGUGAGCUUGCGCUGAGGCAGUUAAAUGGAUUUAUCGACAGUCAGAAUUUGGACAAGACCCAAUACGCCGCAGAGUUUGAAGCUCGCCGAGUACGUUAUAGUGAAUGGCGAGCUGUUCUGGCAAGUUUAGCGUCACCUCCCUCAGAUGGCACUGUCACUGUGCCCUAUCUCGCUUCCCGGCUACGUCAACAUCUUCCUCAAGACACCACUUUUGUGCUCGAAGCUGUCACAAAUGCAGGCCACUUAAUCCACCAUUUGAACUUAACUACGCCUGGAAGCUUGGUUGGUAGUGGCGCAGGCGGUCUAGGAUGGGGAGGUGGUGCAACCCUGGGUGUCAAGAUGGCGAAACCCGGUUCCUUCGUUUGUGGAAUUGUUGGGGAUGGAGUCUAUCUCUUUUCCCAAAUGGAGAGCGUUUAUUGGAUCGCGCGGCGCUACGAUGUUCCAUUUUUGCUUAUUGUUCUGAACAAUGGGGGCUGGAACGCGCCAAAGGUUUCGGCUUUGCUGGUUCACGAAAAUGGACUAUCAUCCAAGUCAAACAGAAAAGAUCUCAAUAUCUCAUUCGAGCCCUCGCCUGAUUACCCAGGAAUUGCAACUGCCGCAGGCAAUGCGUGGGGUGCCACAGUUAAAACACAAGACGAUCUAGAGACCGCUAUAAACAAGGGGAAGGAAAUCGUGGACAGUGGAAAGUGCGCUGUGAUUGAAGUCGCGUGA